CAAUCAGUUCGAGACGAGAUAACAGACCAAAUAGAUUCAUCCUCGGUUCAACAACUAUUUACGGUACGACACAACGCUAAGUUACUAUUGAAAGUGCACUGCGCAGUGCGGCGUAAAGCAAAGUGUGAAUAAAAUUUAGGAAAAUAGACGCAUACACACAAACAUACAUAUUAUGGUUGUGUAUACACAAAAGUUUCUGCGAGGAAAAAUAGGCGAUUUAUAGCAAAUUGUGAAUUGAAAAGAGACUAUUUCAGAAAAGCGACGGUAGUUGGUAUACCAGAACGCAUGCAAACCGCGAGUGGCCCUCACCGUUAAUUUAAUUUCCGGUGUGAAGGUUCAAAAUUUUACAUACAUACAUAUGUAUGUACAUACAAACCUCUUGUUUUGUUAGCAACGAAAGAGUUACAUAAGAAAAGUGCAUUUAAUAUAAAGAGCAAAGGGUAAUUGAAACGCGUUGAAAAGUGCUUUAAAAUUUAAAAAAGAAAUUGUGAAUUGAAAAAAUUUUCAACAAACAAAAGAUACACACACAAUCCACGAAGGCACGAAGUGAGAGCCAGUGAGACGAAGGCGGCAGCAGAGGGUGAGCGCAAAGCGAACUACAACAAUAACACUGCAUACUGUUACUGUAAAAAACAAAAUCAUUAAAACACACAACCCCACACAUACAAACAUACAUACACAGGCGAAACUUCGUGGUCCUCAGUGCGACGCAUUCCUUCGCAUUAUAGAACUCGUCUUCUGUAAGGGGUGUUCCUUAUCGUCGCUGCGCAUCGCAAUCCCCCCACCGCAUCCUUUAAAGCGCACAGCACGGAAGUAAAACACACACUCCUACAUACCAGCAAACGAGCGCAUUAAUACACACCACACACACUCGCAUAAUAAACGCUGAGUGCCGAGCAGCAAGUCAAUAUGGCGGAUAUUUUGGAGAAAAGCUCCGUGCCACUGGAAGCUGCAUCUACUGUUAGUAAUGGCACGGCAGCGACAGAGGUCGCAGCAGCAGCAGCAGCUGGCGCAACAACAAUAAGAACAGAGUCAACCACAGGCAUACCGGCACAGCCGAUUGCCGCAACAACAGUGAAUGACUCACACUCGCCGCUGUUGUUGAAGGAGCAACAGCGUCAACAGGAGCAAAUCUACCAACAACAGAAGGAGCAACAGCAGUCGGCCGCUGUAACAGCCUCACCAGCAGUAGCAGCACCACCAGUGUCGGCUUUGGAUGUUAAGCAGGCGCAACCCGAGCAGAAAGAGGGGGACAAUGACAGCGGUGUUGAUGAGUCUACUCAAGAGAAGGAACGCAACGGUCCAGGUUCACCAAGCUCUCCGGCUAAGACCCCGACGUCCACCACUUCAAAGGGCGAGAAGACUGGCACCUCUCGUCCGCCGAGCGCAACACCAUCGAACAAAUCGUCCAAAUCACGUUCGACAUCACGAAAUCGCUUGUCAUUGAAGACUCCCGAACCGGAGCCAGUUAAAAAAGUACCAAUGAAUAAAAUACAAGUCGGUCACGCUCCUUCGCCCAAUCUCAAAGCCGUGCGUUCCAAAAUUGGUUCGCUGGAUAAUGCUGGCUAUAAACCGGGUGGUGGGAAUGUCAAAAUCGAAAGCAAGAAGAUCGAAAUAAAAGCCGCGCCCAGAAUUGAGGCGAAAAAUGACAAGUAUACGCCACGCGGCGGAGAAAAGAAGAUCAUUUCGACAAAGCUACAGUGGAACGCCAAGUCGAAAAUUGGCUCCUUGGAGAAUGCCAAUCACAAGCCGGGUGGUGGCGAUAAGAAGAUCGAAACAAUUAAAACGGACUUCAAAGACAAAGCCAAACCGAAAGUCGGUUCGAAGGAUAAUGUUAAGCACGCUCCGGGCGGUGGUGAUAUUAAGAAAUCGCAAAUCUUGAAGGAAAGCACAACCGCCAAGGAUAUACAAACUCAAAAGAUAGAACUUAAGGCACAAAGCAAAGUGGGCUCUUUGGAUAACAUUAAGCACAAGCCCGGUGGUGGGGAGCGAAAAAUUUUCGAUGAUAAGGACUAUCUGAAAAAUGUUGAGCAUACAGUUGCACUGACACCACCGACACAGUUCCCGCAGGGACGCCUUAUAGCCACCAUCCACCUAGAAUUUGGCCUUUGCAAUUCAGACUGUGUGUGUAAUGAAAUAUUUCAAUCGCUCUUUAAAUGAAUUUACUUGCAAAAUGCUUUGCCAAAACAACUACAACAACAAGCAUAAAGUUUAUAGUUAUAUAAAGAAAUACAUACAUACUAUACAUAUAUAUUUACAUAGUAAAUUCAUAACAAAUAAGGCAAAAACGAAGCAAAGAUAAUGCAAAAGCGUAAAUUUUAACGAAAGCAAUCGGGCUAAAAUAGCAAAUAACUAAAAAAGGCACCUAUUUUUGCGCAAUUAGCAAAAUGCGAUUUUGUACCUUUGAACUUUAAAAUUA
Molecule: messenger RNA, 2419 nt
Organism: Bactrocera latifrons
Lineage: Eukaryota; Metazoa; Arthropoda; Insecta; Diptera; Tephritidae
Gene: tau
Product: microtubule-associated protein tau
Exons: 10
Coding region: 910-2160 (416 amino acids)
Biological process (GO): neuron projection development; microtubule cytoskeleton organization
Cellular component (GO): neuron projection
Molecular function (GO): microtubule binding
Source: RefSeq, a predicted model, not a curated record